GAGACUUUAAAUUUUUCAAACCUGCUACCAUGGCCAGAAGAAGACAGAAAACAAGAACCCAUAAGAAGCUCACGGCAGAAGAGUUGGCCAAGAUCCCCAAGUCGAUGGUGCUCAGACUCGGGCUGUCGUUAAAAAACCACUCGUUGAGCCUGCUUGUGAGAGAUUUUAGAUAUGUGAUGCAGCCUCACACGGCCAUCAACUUGAGAGAAAGAAAGAGUAAUAAGUUGAAGGAUUUCAUCGUCAUGGCCGGACCGUUGGGCGUCAGCGACUUGUUCGUAUUCAAGCAAUCGGAAUCUACUGGUAACUUGUCGCUCAGAAUCGGAAAGAUGCCCAGAGGACCUAUGUUGCAAUUCAAGAUAAAUCUGUAUUCAUUGGUAAAAGACGUUCAAAAGAUCUUAAAACACCCCAAGACAGUUGGUAAGGACUCUCCCGAGUUUCUUAACCCGCCAUUGCUUGUGUUGAACGGAUUCCUGGGUAAAAUGAGUGAAGCCCCGCCUCAUGAGAAAUUGAUGGUAACGGUGUUCCAAAACAUGUUUCCUCCUAUCCAGCCCCAACUGACAAGGGUCACCAGCAUCAAAAGAAUUUUAAUGAUCAACAAGGAUCCCGAAACUCAGGAGAUCUCCUUGAGACACUAUGCCAUCGACACCAAACUUGUCGACACUUCUCGUAACAUUAAGAAGUUGAUCAACUCUCAUCACAAUUUAAAGAAAAGCCUCCCUAUAAUGACCAAAAAUGAAGAUGUCAGUGACUUGUUGUUGGACCCAUACUCGGUCGGCGGAAUGACCUCCGAUAGUGAAGUGGAAGACGAUGCCAUUGUCGACAUUAACGAAGAAAACCAGGCAUCUGCCACAAAAAAGGUUCCCGAUCAGCAACAACCACAAGAAAUCACCCGUAAAAAGGCCAUCAAGCUCACGGAGUUGGGCCCCAGAAUCAAUAUGAGCUUGGUCAAGAUCGAAGAGAAGUUGACCGGCACCUCCAAGACCAUUUAUCACUCCAAGAUUGUCAAGACGCCAGCUGAGUUGAAGAACUUGGAGAAACUGGCCGGAAUCAAGAGAAAGUUGAAGGCCGAAAGAAGAGCCAAGCAAUUGGAGAAUGUUCAAGCCAAAAAAGACAAAAAGGAUGAGAAAAAGGCUAGAAAGAAGGCUAGAAUUGCCGAUGAAAAUGGUGAAAAUCGGGACAUUGAGCAAGAUCAGUCCAGUGACAGUGACAGUGACAGUGACGGACCCGACGUCGAUCAAUAUGAGAUUGAUAGUGAUUUGUAUAGUGAGUAGAAGAAUGAGUCAUGCAUGUUUAACUUAUAAUUGUUCGAUCUGGCUGAUGAUGCUGGAGAUUUUGUUCUGGAGGUUUACCAAUUCCACCGAAUUUAUUAGGGCCAAGUUGAAAGACGCCUGUGCUUCUCUCAAUUGGUACGGCACGAGGGCACCGAAUUGGUUAAUUGGGUCUUUGUAUAGCGAGUUUCCAAACUCCUCCGUGUGGCUGAUACUUUCAUUCUUUGAGCGGUGGACACUCGAAGACACAGCGGUGUUUUGGUUUUGUUUUGUGGUUUGGUCCUUUUUGGUGUAUUCGGGUUCCUUGUCGUGUUUCUUCAGUUCCUGGCGUUGGAGGUAGUCCUCAAGCUCGAGAUUUGGGCCGGAUUUGAUGUUUUUACAGGCCAAAUAUGAUCUGAGGUCAAAGUCUUUGACGCCAUAGGUCCGCAAACCACCACCGUUGAAGUUGGCUCUGCUGAGGUUAAGGAAACCAUCGAUGAAGUUGGUUCUAAACGAGGUGUUGGCAAGCGACUCGUACUGGUCGACGAGGUGUAGGAGCUGUUCAGUUAGAAUGUCUUUGUGGUUGGAGGGAUCCAUGUUGAAAUGCUGCGAAUAUUGGAAU
This is a messenger RNA of Yamadazyma tenuis ATCC 10573, 1869 nucleotides long. RefSeq names its product rRNA-binding ribosome biosynthesis protein (gene SSF1). Gene Ontology annotation, molecular function: rRNA binding. The record is from RefSeq and is a predicted model, not a curated record. NCBI's taxonomy places the organism in Eukaryota, Fungi, Ascomycota, Pichiomycetes, Serinales, Debaryomycetaceae. Gene Ontology annotation, biological process: ribosomal large subunit assembly; rRNA processing. Gene Ontology annotation, cellular component: preribosome, large subunit precursor.